Molecule: messenger RNA, 3137 nt
Organism: Aplysia californica (California sea hare)
Lineage: Eukaryota; Metazoa; Mollusca; Gastropoda; Aplysiida; Aplysiidae
Product: CBL-interacting protein kinase 16
Exons: 3
Coding region: 1462-2316 (284 amino acids)
Biological process (GO): protein autophosphorylation; autophagosome organization; peptidyl-serine phosphorylation
Cellular component (GO): cytoplasm; autophagosome
Molecular function (GO): ATP binding; protein serine/threonine kinase activity
Source: RefSeq, a predicted model, not a curated record
UGAGGACAGACAUAGCAAUAAAUUAAUGAGCGCAGAUAGAAGAUGUUAAAAAUAGCGCGGUCUCUGAGGCUAUCGCAGAAUCUGUAGCCGGGAUAUCUUGGAGAGGAAAACGCCUGUCAGAUACAAGGAGUGACAAUUGUGCACGUCCCGAGACUGGCAGGGAGGAACUGAUACGGCCUGUGUAUAGGCACAGGGCCAAUUCAUGUGUCGAUUUAUGUUUAUUUUGACAAGGAAAGAAGCGAUGGGUUAUUUAAGGGUUGAGAUCAACAUCAAAUUUUCACCAACUUGAUGCAUGUUGUAAAGAAAAUGCACACGAUCCUUUCCCCAUUUUUGUCUUUCUGCUGGCAGACACUUCGCUCGUGUACUUGCAAAAUAAAUUUGAGAUUAUCAUAACAGAGAGAAGAAAAAAACACAAAUCUAGAUGUUCUGUUUGAUCAAAUAGAUACUGCUUUCAGACUGUUAUACCAGAGAGAUCUGAGUGAGAGAUGGAAGGAGAAUUGGGGUGAAUGUCGUCUUCGCUCAAAGAAAUUUCGUUUCAUUCUGUCCGUGAAUGAAGGCAGUCAUUCAUACAUGGCAAAAGACCAUCGCACUAGAGAGAUUUGAGUAAGAGAUGGAAGAUCGGCCGUUAGGGCAUUGGAAUUGAAAACGAGGCAUCUUUAGGGUUAAAAUAAAGCGGGGACAAAAAGACGUGUCUUCUCAACGCAAGGCGCAAGCCAAUAACGACAAUGACGAUAGCAAGUACGACAAGAAUAUUAUAUACGAAAAGGGGCAAUUAAUUUUUUAAAAAUAAAUCAGCCACGACUAAAAUUAGACAGCAGCGACUGACGAGCGUUGGUUCUUAAGACGUUAGUCGAAAAGGUUUCAUUAAUUUAAAUAUUGGGACUACAACCGCCAAACUCUUCCUCAUUUCUUAACACCAACGACUCGACUUUCUCAAGGGGUUGUAUUCUAUCCUGCUUCAUUACAUCCAUCCCUCCUGUUCUCUGAAUUAGCCAAUGAGAAGCCGCGAUGCCGAGAGAACACCCCCAGUGCGCAGGUGAGGAACGAGGGAAAAUCAUUAUUGGAGACUAAGAGAGAAACGAAACAAAACGAAAAAAUUGGACGUGCGUUGCAAGAAGCAGGUUGAUAAAGCUGUUCGGAGAGUUCGGGAAUUGGGGUGAGUGUCGUCUUCGCUCAAGGAAUUAUUUCGUUCCACUUUGUCCGUGAAUGAAUGUAGUCAUUCAUACAUGGCAACAGUGAUGCAACAGUCAGAGGGUAUUGUGCCUUCGAAAUGUGGGACAAGUUCUUGACCACUACGGCGACAGAAGUGACGCAGCCAGCAGACUUCUAAAUCACCCGACACAAUUCCAAGAGAUAGCGAGAGACGUCCUGACAUUUCUCCAUCAGACGAAACCAGCGAGAAGAGGCUUGAAGGAAGAACAGCAGACACUGGCGGUUUGUCACUCCGGAUGAGAAAGUGCUAUGCGCCCAGGAAUUUUCAGUAUGGAGCUCGUUCGAACUCCUCACCACUGGGCCGCCUUCUUGGGGAACAAUGGUUUCUCUCUCAACCGUUGUGUGGGAAACGGCAGCUUCGGCGAUGUUUACGCCGUGACCAAACUGACCACUGGCUGUGUUUGUGCUGUCAAGCGGCUCGUUGCACGUAGGAAGAUAUCUGAGGACAGAUACACAAUGGCUGAAAUCCGAGCACUUAUUGACCUGCGGCACCCGAACAUCAUUGGUCUAGAGGAGGUUCUGUUGUGUGAUCGGCUAGCGUGUAUUGUUAUGGAGUACGCCAGAGGGGGGAAUCUGGAGCAGUUCACAAGUAAGAAGGGCGGUAGACUGAAAAAUUCGUUCAUUCGCACGGCGUUUUUACAGAUAGUGGCAGCUGUUGAGUUUUGUCAUGGGCAGGGUGUGGCCCACAGAGACCUCAACCCUACCAACGUUCUCAUCUUCAGCGAUCAACUGGUCAAACUGGCGGACUUCGGCCUCUGUGUUCUCUGCGUGGACGCUGACACCGGUUCGGAGAUUUUGUGUUCGGACUAUUUGGGCCAAGACGCGUAUUUAGCCCCCGAGGUUAAACUAUACAAGCCAUUUUCAGGUAAACCAGCAGAUAUCUGGAGCCUUGGAUGUGUUCUGUACUUUAUGCUUUUGGCAUCUAACCCUCCAAAAAAUGAUUCAGAAUUGUUGGAGAAGUUUGAAGGACUCCCAUGUACUGAGCCAAGUUCAGCCAGUUUCCGACAGCGCUGUAUCUUCGUUGUCCGGUCUUUGUGUCAAGCGGAAGUUUCUAAGAGAUUAGACAUAACAAUGAUUGGAACUCUGCCCAUUUGGGAUACUUGAAAAAUAAAACCCUACUUUUUCAACGUUACCAACUCCUCUCGCUUAUCUAAAGCCCUCAUGCAUGUAUGCAUAUAGGGUACAGACGAGGGACCACCACUACCGUCUGUUCUAGGACGCUUUUUGAAUGGUCAGUUGUUCCAAGAGGCUUGCGCGCUAAGAAAUUACCUGAGUGUCUCAACAGACUACAAAAACCAUCUAGAUAAUAUAUACAAAGGCAGUACCUUUCAGUUUUUUUAUGGCAGAAAAACUACAACUUACGUUCCAACUGAGUGAAAAACAAGUUAAAUAUCUCCUUAGUUUUAUUGAUUACAUUAUGAUAAACACGUAUUAUGUUAUGUAACUGUUAAUAGGAGGUCAAAACAACAAGUUGGAGAAUGGAGAGCGAACAAAACUGGGUCGUUUUUACGGGAGAGCUCACUGACUGACUAUCCACAAAUGUUGAUCGUUCAUCUCUCAACGCCCUGGGACCACGCGAACAGAGUGCUGCGCCAAGCACAAUGAAAGAUUUUCCUUCAGCUGUUACGGUGUUCUCCUCAGAAGGCACAGCUUGUACUCAUUUGACAGUUGAAAAGUUAUAUUGUCAAGUUCGAUAAACACCCGCUAUGCCUGUUCGAGUCACUGAGUAAAACAUUUUUCAAAGAAUAAGAACAACAUCAGCAGACCAAUGUUCAAAACCUUCAUUUGCAAUUGUCUGAAUGUCAACUGAAUGCAAAAUUGGGCAUGACUGGUUUCGUCUUCUCACUUCAGGACUCAAAGGCUAUACCUUAUAUUAUGUGUACGUGAAAAAAAAGAGAAUUGUUGAAUAAACGAAAAACCAGAAC